Messenger RNA from Sphenostylis stenocarpa, 1287 nucleotides. The record is from the annotation of a GenBank genome assembly. Lineage: Eukaryota; Viridiplantae; Streptophyta; Magnoliopsida; Fabales; Fabaceae.
AUGGAAGAGAGAAAUAAUGAUGCUGAAAAACUUGAUGAAGUUAUGCUACCUGGGUUCAGGUUUCAUCCAACUGAUGAGGAGCUUGUAGGGUUUUACCUCAAGAGGAAGAUCCAGCAACGCCCUUUGACUAUUGAGCUCAUCAAGCAGCUUGAUAUUUAUAAAUAUGACCCUUGGGAUCUUCCAAAGUUGGCUACCACAGGAGAGAAAGAGUGGUAUUUCUAUUGUCCCAGGGACAGAAAAUACAGAAACAGUGCAAGGCCUAAUAGGGUAACUGGAGCUGGGUUCUGGAAAGCUACAGGGACUGAUAGGCCGAUCUACUCCUCAGAAGGUUCCAAGUGCAUUGGCCUGAAGAAAUCUCUAGUGUUUUACAAGGGUAGAGCUGCCAAAGGAGUUAAAACUGAUUGGAUGAUGCAUGAGUUCAGGCUCCCUUCUCUCACCGACUCACUAUCCUCAAAGUACAUAGACAAGACCAUUCCUGCUAACGAAUCAUGGGCUAUCUGCAGGAUUUUCAAGAAAACCAAUUCUACAGCUCAAAGAGCUUUAUCUCACUCUUGGGUCUCUUCCCUCCCUGAAAGAAGAACCUCUGAUCAUAUCCUUACCAAAGUUCAAGACAGCACCCAGUUUUGUUCAGACAACAUGUCAUUGUCAAAGAAAACCACCUUAGCUAGCCAGUACUGUACUAACAAUUACAAUGAUGCACAACCUUUAACCCCUUAUAGUAGUAGUACACUUUGUCCCUUAGGUGUUGCCUCAUACAAAUCCAUCAUUAACCCAUUGCUUUACAAAGCCUUUGAUCAUUUUCCCAUUUCAAAUGGAGACCUUAGCACGAGCUUGCUAUUCUCAUCUCCUUUUGAAACAUCAGAUAGUAAUACUAACGCCAAAUCUAUAACGGACGUUUCUUCCAUGUUAUUGAACAUGUCAUCCUCCGUGCUUGGAGAUUUCAAUAAAACUUCAGAGGACAAUACAAAUACCAGUACAAGCUUUGGUGGGGUGCAAGAGCACUGUAGUGGCUACCCAAUGCCAUUUCUACGUGAGAUGCAAACCACGUUUUGUGACCAACAAUAUGAUAAUAUUAAUGCAUUGGUAAAGCCUCCAAAUGUCAAUGUGCCUCGUGUUGAUGACCAAGAGCUAGAGUUGGAGUUGGAAACAGUACGAUCCAUUGGACUUCCAUUCAGUGGCAUGCCAUUCAAUAUUGGCGAUGCAUGGAAGUCAAAUAUGCUUUGGGAUACUUCCACUUUUCCUUGUGAUGUGCCAUCUAGUUAUUCCACAACUAAGUGCUAUACUUAG